AAAGAGAGGGCCUUUUCAAAGUCGCCUAACAAUUGUUGAAUAUUAAAUGAAUUAAUUAUCAAAGUUAAAAAGGAAACAGAGAAAAAUUGGAAAAUAAAUGAAAUCUCAUCAGCUGGAAAUAUUUUAGUCUUCUAAAAAGAUUUAUCUACUUCAUUAGAAUUCUUCUCUUGCAUAUCAUACAAGAACUUGUAGCUAGUUCUUAAACUAGUGGAGAUGGAUAAAGAGCCUAGAAAACUUGUUUUUCAUUCGACUCCAGUGAUCUUCCUGCUUAUCCUUUCUUUGCUUUAUUUUGUUCUUUUCUUGGUCAAUUUUAUUUCGUUUGAUCAAUGGAAGAAAAACACCUCUAAUUCAGAAACAAUUUUCAAUAGCAGAAAGGUCAAUAAUGAAACACUUGAAGAAAAGCAGAACUCCCUGGAUUUUCUGCUUUCAAGCCUCCUAGCAGGGGGAGAUCAAGUGAAGCUCAAAGCCACUGGAUUUGCAUGUAAUACGGCAAUUUAUUCUGUUCAUUGUGUUGCAAAUCAACCUGUAAGGAUUGACACAAGAACGAUGACGGUUUACGUUCCCUCUGAUCAGCCUGUGCAAGAAACUGUUAUUAAGCCAUAUGCUAGGCAAGAAGAUCAUAAUCUUCUCAAAAUAGUGACACCAGUCAAGAUUUUGCACGGGAACACUACGCCACCAGAUUGUCAGUACAACCACGAAAUCCCUGCUGUGAUCUUCUCGUCUAGUGGCUUUGUGGGAAACGUGUUCCAUGAAAUCAAUGAAAUCAUCAUCCCUUUGUAUAUUACUACUAAAAAUUUUCAGUCCCGCAUGCUAUUCGUCCUUGAGGACUACAACCCAUCGUUUCUAAGCAAAUAUAGCAAGGUAAUCUCUCGUUUGUCGUCUUAUGAGGUCAUGAAUCCGGCUGCAAAUCAAAGCGUGCACUGUUUUCCUGGAGGUGUAGUUGGACUUAAGUUUCAUGGCCAUCUGUCUUUGAAUUCGAGUGAUGUCCCUAAAGGCCAUUUGAUGCACGACUUAAGACAGUUUCUUCGACAAGCCUAUAAUCUCAAGUUUAGCCAUGUAUCUCAGAUCAAAAGGCCAACGUUAAUGCUUUUAUCUCGGAGAACAUCAAGAAGAUUUUUGAAUGAAGAUGAAAUGGUUGCACUGAUGGAAGAGUUAGGCUUUCGAGUAAUUGUUGUUGCACGAGCAAAAGUAGUAUCGAGUAUGAACAUAUUUGCCAAUCUGAUAAACUCGUGCAAUGUAUUCGUAGCAGCACAUGGUGCUGGCCUAACAAAUGAGUUGUUCUUGCCUGAUGGUGCAGUCAUGGUUCAAGUUGAUCUGCUUGGCCUAGAAUGGGCAGGGGCCACCUAUUAUGGCAACCCAGCUUGUGCAAUGGGCGUGCAUUACUUGCGAUAUAAGGUUGAGCCCGAGGAGAGUUCACUUUUGAAAGUCUUUGGACGAAACCAUACAGUCAUUACCGAUCCCAGAUCCGUUCAUGACCCAUUAGGCAAGGAAGCAUAUCUUAAUGGUCAAAAUGUAAGAAUCAAUCUUGCUAGGUUUCGGGAGACAUUAGUCGAAGCUCUUAGUCUUGUUGGAGAUUCGACUCUAUAAUUUUACUCGUAAGCGAGGAUUCAUCGGUUGAGUCAAGCAAUCAGGCAAAUGUAUAAAUAUGUUGCUCCGAACAUAUCACGCAAGUAUAGAAAACAACUUGACAGCACAUUUUCUUUUUGUUGUUGAUAUCAAAAGAUGUAAAUGGCUAAUGCAGUUAUCAAUUUUUACAAGUAGUAGUGUAGCAAGCAA
This is a messenger RNA of Olea europaea var. sylvestris, 1776 nucleotides long. RefSeq lists its product as uncharacterized. Gene Ontology annotation, molecular function: glycosyltransferase activity. The coding region runs from base 214 to 1587 and encodes 457 amino acids. Lineage: Eukaryota; Viridiplantae; Streptophyta; Magnoliopsida; Lamiales; Oleaceae. The transcript has 3 exons. The record is from RefSeq and is a predicted model, not a curated record.